CUCUUUUAGGAGGUCAUCCAACAAUGCUGUGGGCACCGGUGACCAUACUUCCAGCAUGUUAAAGAAGCUAGUGAGAAAAUUACAGAAGAAUCUACUAAACACAGCAGAGAAAGCUGGAGGAAAGUGCAGGAGUGCGGCCAGAGAAAAGGUACACUGGGUUCCACAGGAAAAUAUCGGGGUGUAGAGUGGAUCUUGAUCCAGAGGCACCAACAGGCUAAAGCUCGAGGCUGUCCCAAGAUGUAUUGGGGCCUCCUCUUUAACCCCACCUACAGGCACUGUGAGCUCAGUUUCAUUAACCAGUCCAAUGUAGGAGCAGAGCCAUGUUCUGCAAUGACCUUAAAGAAAAAUACGAAGAAAAAAUAUUAAUCAAAGGAGUAGAUGCAGAAACCAUGAGGAUAAUCCUGGAUUACACGUAUACCAGCAAAAUGGUGAUCACAAAGCAAAAUGUGCAGAAAAUAUUAGAGGCUGCUGGUCUCUUUCAGUUCUUGAGAAUGGUAGAGGCUUGUUCCAGUUUCCUUACAGAAGCUCUUCAUCCUGAGAAUUGUGUUGGGAUUUUGAGACUUGCAGACGCUCACUGCCUGGAAUCUUUAAAGCUGCAAGUUCAGAACUAUAUUAUACAAAACUUUUCCCAGGUUUUGAACCAUGAGGAAUUCCUGGAGCUACCGUCUGACAUUCUAUAUCAUAUUCUUAAGAACGAUGAGCUGUAUGUAACUGAAGAAGCCCAGGUCUUUGAGACUGUCAUAAACUGGGUGCAUUAUAAGAAAUCAGAAAGAUUUUCUCUUCUGCCAAAAAUGUUAGAAUGUGUCCGCCUUCCCUUAUUGGAUCCCUGGUAUUUUGUUGGCACAGUAGAAGCCAAUGAAUUGAUUAGACAAUGCCCAGAUGUAUUCCAUUUAAUGCAAGAGGCACGCAUGUAUUAUGUGACUGGUAAUGAGAUUAUCUCGGAGAGGACAAAGCCACGAACUCAUGAAUUUCAGUCUGAGGUGUUCAUGAUAAUUGGAGGAUGCACCAAAGAGGAAAAGUUUGUUACAGAGGUCACCUGUCUCGAUCCUUUACGGAGAAGCCGUCUAGAAGUAGCAAAAUUGCCAGUGUGUGACCAAGAAAGUGAAAGUGAACAUAAAAAAUGGGUUGAGUUUGCAUGCAUAACCUUUAAAAAUGAGGUCUUCAUAUCAGGUGGUAAAGAAACCCAACAUGAAGUUUGGAAAUACAACUCCUCCAUCAAUAAAUGGAUACAAAUAGAAUAUCUGAAUGUGGGGAGAUGGAGGCACAAGAUGGCUGCACUGUGUGGGAGAGUGUAUGCAGUUGGUGGAUUUGAUGGCUCCCAAAGAAUCCACAGUGUUGAAUCCUAUGACCCUUUCCACAAUUGCUGGACAGAGGUAGCCCCAUUAGCAAUCAGUGUAAGUUCAUUUGCCGCAGCAAGUCACAAGAACAAGCUAUAUGUUAUAGGGGGUGGACCCAAUGGAAAGCUGGCAACAGACAGAACUCAGUGUUAUGACCCAUCUACUAACAAGUGGAGUUUUAAAUCAGCAAUGCCAGUCGAAGCAAAAUGCAUUAAUGCCGUGACCUUCCAUGAUCAGAUCUACGUGGUUGGUGGGGCAAUGAGAGCAAUGUAUUCGUACAGUCCUUUGGAAGACUCUUGGUGCCUUGUGACAAAGUUUAGCCACGAGCGAGCGAGCUGUGGAAUCGCAGCCUGUUGCAAUAAAAUAUUCAUCACGGGUGGGCGAGAUGAGAGAAAUGAGGUCAUUGCUACUGUCCUGUGUUGGAACAUUGAAACAGAAAAACUGACUGAAGAAUGUGUCCUCCCUCGCAACGUUUCCCAUCACAGCAGCGUAACAAUAAGAAAAUCAUACAGCCACAUCCGCCGGAUAGUCGCAGGGGCAGUCUCUGUCUAAGCACCAAGGGUGCAGCGCUCCAUCUGGAUCAUUCCCUCAUUUAAUGCAUUCUUCAACAAAAUAAUAUAUGGGGAGACAACUUGAGUUACAGUAUAUUCUUUCUGCAGAUUCCAUAUUGUGAAAGCUCAUUUAUUAACCUGGCACAGAUACUGUAUAUGUAACCCAUAUCAAAGUAUGUGGCUUUUACAUUGGACUAAAGAUAGCUAAUAUCUGAUUGCUAGCUAUGGGUUAUACAGUAGAUCAUUGUGAUACAGUAUUUGCCUUGUUAUUUAAUUAGCCCUUUUGGGCUAUAAUUAAAGCAUACAACAUUUGUUUGUA
Pseudophryne corroboree (corroboree frog) is the source of this 2207-nucleotide messenger RNA. It is a transcript of the gene KLHL6, whose product is annotated as kelch like family member 6. NCBI's taxonomy places the organism in Eukaryota, Metazoa, Chordata, Amphibia, Anura, Myobatrachidae. Gene Ontology annotation, molecular function: protein binding. The record is from RefSeq and is a predicted model, not a curated record. The transcript is spliced from 8 exons. Bases 321 to 1889 code for a protein of 522 amino acids. Gene Ontology annotation, biological process: germinal center formation; B cell receptor signaling pathway.